AUUUAACAAUAACAGCACUAGUGUAAAUCAAUUGUGGGACAUCUAACGCCACGCGAUGAAUCGACAUCAGAUUUUCUUUCCAAAAUACGUGCUUAUAAUUUGAUAGUGAAAGGCCACCAAAGGAAGUAAAACAUUUCUCUGUUUAGCUGCCAAAUUUGAAUUUGCAGCUAACUGAGGACAAGAGUUCAAGAUGUACAGCACUUCUUUGUACAAGAGUAAACCGCUCGUGCUAGAAGUCACUGACGACGAGGACAGUUCUGAGAAAGAGAACUGUUCCAGAGCGCGCGAUGCCACUCCAAUUUUAUUAGACUCAAGUGAUGGAGAGUUUGACAAAAUUUUAGAAAGACUAAAACCAAGACGAACUAAAAAGUCUGCCAAGAAAAACAGCCAACAAAUUCCAACUACAUGCAGUGAUGACAGCUUUGAGUCAUUGAUCAGCUGUGUCAAAACACCAGUGUCUGUACCAAGGAAAGGAUCUGUCAGUAGACAAAAUGGGCCAAAACAACUCCCAAAGUGGUCCACUGAUGAUAAUUCUGCCACCAAAACCAAGAAACCACCCUCAUCUCAAGCAACGCUUAAGCCUCUUCAGAAUUCCCAGCUGUCUCAUGUCCCUCACGGUCGUAAUGCUGGUGCUGCUAGUAAAAUCAUUACCUCAAGCAACACAAAGGCUGCCAGUGCUCACCUCACUCCAAGCAACACAAAGGCUGCCAGUGCUCACCUCACUCCAAGCAACACAAAGGCUGCCAGUGCUCACCUCACUCCAAGCAACACAAAGGCUGCCAGUGCUCACCUCACUCCAAGCAACACAAAGGCUGCCAGUGCUCUUCAAACUCCAACUGGACGUGUCAAUCCUGUUCGCUCCACCACUACUGCAGUCCCCUCAUCUGCCCCUCCGAAGACAAGUGUUUGUAGACCGCCAGAUGUCAGCUCAGACAGCGAUGACAGCUUUGAAAAAUUUUUAAACCGCGUGAAGACACCCAAGGCACAACCGAAACAACGCUCUGUCAGUGGCAGUGAAGACAGUUUGAAGAAUUUCAUUGUGGAUUCCUCAGAUGAUGACGACUUUGUCUUUGAUCCGAGUAAAAAUUCUACUUCCAAAGCUCUGCCCAAGUCAAAACCCUCCGAACAGACGCCAAAAGUUGAGAGAUGCCCGCCCUCAAACUACGACUCCCCCGUCUUCCUUACUGAUGAUGACGACGAUGAUGAUGAUGAUGAUAGGUGCACCAUAACAAGCACUUGGAAGACUCGCCACUCCAAGCCUUCAGUGGCUUCUCCCUUAACUGUAUCACAUGUCCCAUCUCCAAGGCCAAAGACAACCUGCACCAAAAGCAAAGCCUGGAGCAGUUCCGACGAGCAGGAGGAGGAGGUGGAUUCAUUGCUGAACCGUCUGAAAAAAAACUUGCGGUUACAUAGUGACAGCAAAGCCACUCCUAAGAAUGUGCUGGAACCUAAACAGAAGCCAUGCCUGUCAGAUCCUACCACGAAGGGAAGUGCCAAACCCAGCGGCAGACUGGAGAAAGGAGCUCCGACUGCCAGAACACCUGUUCAGCCUCCAAAACUCAAGCCUAUUAGCAUGACCGAGCCCAGAGCGACAAGUGGAAGCAGGAUCGCAGGAUGUAAAACCCCAGGCUGUUUUCUGCAGUCUCUGUCAGAUCCCACAUCAGCGCAUUGCAGGAGUUUCAAACAGAACAAAGAAGAGCUUACCAGUAAACUGUAUCGCCUGUACAACUCCAGUGUGUUUGAGGACAAGCUCCCAUCUGACAUGUCGGUGUCAUGGUGCAAUAAGAUGAGGAAAACGGCCGGCUUCUGUAUCACGGGCCAGGAGCGCGGCACGGGCCAUCGAUACGCACGCAUCAGACUAUCGGUCAAAGUCUGUGACUCAGCAGACCGACUGAGGGACACGCUGGUGCAUGAGAUGUGCCACGCCGCCCCCUGGCUGAUCCACGGCGUGCGGGACGGCCACGGCCCCAUCUGGAAGAUGUUUGCUCGCAAGGCCACGCUGGCCCACCCCGAGCUGCCCAUGGUCAGCCGUUGCCAUAGCUACGACAUCAAGUACAAGUUCCAGUACCAGUGCAGCCGCUGCAAGAACACCAUUGGGCGGCACUCCAAGUCGCUGGACACCCAGAGGUUUGUGUGUGCCCUGUGCACCGGGCAGCUGGUGCUGCUCACCCCGACCAGCUCCCGUGGCCCCACCCCCUUCGCCAUCUACGUCAAGGAGAACUACAAGACCAUCCGACAACAACUCGUUGGCCAGAGCCACGGCGACGUCAUGCGCAAGCUCAGUGCUGACUUUGCCAGUAAGACGCGUCUCAGUGAGAGCUGAGAUCCUGACGGGAAACCAACAUGAACUGUGACUGAGCCUAACUUGCUGAAUGACUGAAAAUGAUCUUGAAAUAAUUUUUGGCAGCUUCAACAGUAACGACCAUGCCACUUUUAAUGGCUUUGUGUCAUUACACAUUAAUCUUAAUGUUUUGUAUCUGAUUGAGUGUGGUGAAAUAUUUUUUGGGAGGAUCGUUAUCUAGGUAAUUUCAAGGGAAAAAACUGUGCCAUUGUCUUUUUACUUGUUUACUUGUCUUUACUUGUCUUGUUUUGUCUUUUAAAUGUAAGCUGUUUUGAAACUGUUUUCAGAAAUAUAUUUCUGUUCAGUAAUGUGAUCCCUUUUAGUGUUUCUCAAUAAAGUAUAUUUGGUAUACCAACAAAGUCAA
Molecule: messenger RNA, 2705 nt
Organism: Engraulis encrasicolus (European anchovy)
Lineage: Eukaryota; Metazoa; Chordata; Actinopteri; Clupeiformes; Engraulidae
Gene: gcna
Product: germ cell nuclear acidic peptidase
Exons: 15
Coding region: 191-2323 (710 amino acids)
Cellular component (GO): nucleus
Source: RefSeq, a predicted model, not a curated record